Drosophila hydei is the source of this 2365-nucleotide messenger RNA. RefSeq names its product nuclear envelope integral membrane protein 1 (gene Nemp). The record is from RefSeq and is a predicted model, not a curated record. The transcript has a single exon. Gene Ontology annotation, cellular component: nuclear envelope. NCBI's taxonomy places the organism in Eukaryota, Metazoa, Arthropoda, Insecta, Diptera, Drosophilidae. The coding region runs from base 246 to 1610 and encodes 454 amino acids.
UAAAACAGAAAUGAAAAACGCGAAAGUAUUGCGCAUGGGCUACAUACAUAAUAAACAUUAGCGUUCUGUGAAGAAUUUCGAUGUAGUCAAAACGUACAGCUUGCGACAAACAAUUGUACAGCACGUUAUCGCUUUGCAAAAGCUGGCUCUGUAUAAAUUUGUUUACUACUUUGUUUUUUUUGUGUGUGUGUAUAAAUAAACUCUACAGAAAGUAAUAAGACUUCAAUUACUUAGUGAAAACCAUAAUGAAUUACUUACAAUUAUUAGUACUUUUAGUUCUGUUAUCUUUGAAGCCGGCAUCUGCCGGUCGACCUCUUACCGAUACGGUGUAUCUCGCGGUCGGCACUUCAAUUGAUAUAACCGCAAAUAGAUACGGAAAAAAUGUGUUACGAACUUUCUGUUAUCCGGGCAAGCCACGCUCACUGUUCAGCCUAUUUGAGACUGUGGAGCUGAUUCUAUCCAUAGCCAGCGAUGACUAUUCAGAAUAUGGCGGGCGAACUCCCGAAGAAGUCCUUGACCAUUAUACUGAAAAGCAUUCGCUGUUUAGCUUCACGCUCUUCUCGCAGAAGCGCCAAAAUAUCCAGCUAUCGCCAUUUGAACAGCAAUGUAUCGGCGUAAGCUCCAAUCAGCCGUACAACAUAAGUCUCAAUUAUGCACAGUUAGAUAUAUGGCGUCUAAUACAAAUGUCUCUGGGCAUUGCACUCUUCUGGAGCGCCACCCGGUUGGCCAAGAACAGUAUAUUUUAUUAUUUGGCUGGCAUGGUACUGGGAAUUUGCGCGUCGUUGCUGGUAAUCAUUGCCGUAACAUCUAAACUUUUUCCGCGCCGACCAAUGAUGUACGGCGUACUAAUCGGAGGAUGGACCAUCGGACUUUACAUACUCAAACAACUAUCGGACAACAUACGUGUAAUAUUAAUCACCUAUCGCGAAUAUGUACUUUGGUAUUUGGUGAUUACAGGUCUAAUAUCGUUUCUCGUCUGCUAUCGUAUCGGACCUCCUAAGAAUCCGCGCUCGCAAAAUAUUAUUAUGUGGGUGCUACAGGCAGUUGGCGCUGCCAUCGUUUACUUUAGCAGUUGGCAUACUAGUGCGUGCGUUGUCCUGCUGGUGCUCGUCUGUGCAGCUCAUUACUGCCCUGACUCGGUGCUUCAGUACGCGCACAGCUUUUACAAGCGCCGUUUUCCGCCCAAGCGUCGCCUGCUCACCCAGGAGGAGUACUAUGAGCAGGCUGUCAGUGAGACGGCUCGUUCGUUGGCCGAGCUGCGCGACUAUGUGAACAGCUCGAAUUGCCGCCAAUGGAGUGUUAUAAGCGCCCUGCGUGACCCAAUGCGCUUUGCCACCUUUGCUAAUGGUGCACCGCACUUGUUUGACGAAGAAAUCGAGGAUUACUCGCGCACCAUAGAGGACUCCCUGGAAGGUGCUGACGAGGACGAGGCUUUUGACUUUUUGCAAUCCAGCAUGUACUAUCGACCCACCGGCAGGCUCAUCAAUCCACACCGCAUUCCAUCCAGUCCACCCUCUUACCCGCCAAUAAGAGCCCCGCCUCUUGGCAGGCAGCUAGGCAACAGCAACAAUGAUAACAAUGACGACGACGACGAUGAAUUCAUGGACUAAAGGAAAAUCAUAGACAUACAUCAUAAGAUAAGGCUCUUUAGUUUAUAUUGUAUAUUUUUAGAAAGUUUUUCCCCCUAAUCGAUGCCAAAAGAUAGUUUGAUUUUAAGCUCCUCUUAUUUUUUAGCUAUAGUUCGUAAACUGAGCGUGUAUGUAUAUAUUUGUUUGGUCCUUAUUAACGUAUAAUAUUAAGAUUGCGUCUAUGUGUUUAUUUCCUAAGAAUCCUAAUUGAACUGCCCCCAUUUCAGACAUAGUUACUUAAGACUCGAAAGAUUAUACAUUUCAUUCAUUUAAGCAUGGCGGCAAAAAGGAGCUCCAGAUCUGAUAUGUUUUCCUAAAAGACUACUCUAGUUUCGUUCAUGUGUAAAAAAAUUGCAUUUAUAUUAUGUUUUAAAAUAACUCAUACUUAAAUAAAUAUUAAGAUGAAAAAAUCAGGUGAAAAUGUCUCUAUUCUGUAAGGUAUAUCUAAUCAGCCAAAUGUAAAAAUCAUAAUCAAAAUCUUUUCCUGCCGAAAAAUAAGUAAAUUAUGUAUGUAUGCGGCAGACGCUCUCUGUCUCGCUCAUUGCCGUGUGUGUGUGUCGUGCCGUGCCGUCUGUUUCAUUGUGGCCCACACACACGACUGGCAAAAACAACUACUUGGAGUGCAUACUUGCAUAUGCAUAUGUGUACACACAUACAGCUGUAUAGCUACGAAAUAUAAAAUAGCACUGUACACUAACUUCCCAUUCGUUCGACCAGUUAAGCUAUAUUUGUGGACU